CGAAUGACACUUGACCUCCAAUUCUCAUAUGUCUUGCAAGUCUGAGCACUCAAUACAAUGUAGCAAAUCACACUCUAGACAAAUAAGCACACGCGAGUACUUCGUACUACCAAAGAAUGAGCGUGUCGGAAAUCGACACUAACGCUGAAUGCGGCUCGUUGAUUAGACGACGCCAAAACGCGUCGCGUGCGCGUCCGAGCGCGACGUGCCUACCUUUUCCGCCGAACCCCACAGUUCACAGACACUUUAGUCGUCCGUCCUCCGCACGCACUCCUUCACCACUGUAGCACAUUCCUCUCGGCCAUUGUUCACCGUAUCUCAGCAUUACAUUACUUGUAUAUUAUCAUCAAUAAUGGCUAUCGCGCCCGGUCAGCUCCCGGCUGAGCUUCUCAACCUCCUCGCGCUGCACUCGUCCUUUCUUACUGCAUUAUCACUGCACUACGCGCACAAUGGCACCUCCGCCCCCGCAGACCUCCGAGAUCUCACAGCGUCCGUCACACUGGUCUGGAGACAGCGCAAAGUUACAUACGACGACAUCCGUCUCCUCAUGGGUGUACUAAACUACGGCCCCGAUGGCUCGAGCAACCCCUACCACCUCUCAGAUUACGGUCACGGCAAAAUCGUCCUCGAGAUCAGAGAAAACAGCCCGAUGUUGGACGCCAUGACAGGUGUGGACGAGCAGGCGAUGACGGACAUGUUCAAAGAGGGUCUGGACAGCCUGUGGUCACAGUGGUGCAUCUCACAGAAGACGAUCACGCGUCCGCUCGCAACGCCCAAGAAAGGCCGCGGACGCCCAAAGAAAGCCGACACCAAGCAAACCCUUCUGGAGCCCUACCUCGACGAAACCUCCCUCUCCGCGUUCCUCGCCCAGCUUCCCCUCGCCGACAUCGAAACCUGCGCCUCGCUCCACGCCAUCGCGCCCCUCCAGGAAAAAGGCCGCAAGCGCAUGCGCGACUUCAAAGAGAGCGUGCAGGCAGGCCGCACGCAGAAAAAGCGCCAGGUAUCUGGCAAAGAAAACGACCCCGAUGCGCCCGCGCCCCAGCCCAAGAUCACUGAAUUUGCUGCCGUCCGCAAAACAAACCUUCUCGACCGCAUCCUAGCCAAGCAGGAAGCGACACGCACCGGCCCUGCCGCGCCCUCCCCGGCCGCCCUGCAGCGCCGCGCGGCCCUCCAGCGCGCCGAAGAAGUCCUCGGCAUCCUGUCCCUCCUGUGCGCCAGCCGACCCGGUGCACGCGUCUCGUUCAGCACGGCGGCGGUGCUGCAGCAGCUGCGCGGCUCGAUACGCACGCCGAUUUCGCAGGAGGAGGCGCUGCGGUGCAUUGAGGUGCUUGCGGAGGUGGCGCCGGGGCAUGUGGCGGUGGUGCGGAUGGGGGCGAUUUCGAGUGUGGUGGUGGUGCCGGCGUUGAGGCCGGUGAAUGUUCGGAGGAGGGUUGUGGAGCUUGGGGGCGUAGUUCUAUCUCUGGUGUUUGUGAUGUGGUUUUGGAGCACAUGAUAUUGUUUGCCGCGUGGAGCAUUGUUUGGAGCGUACGCAUAGCCCCCGGUGUUUUUGAUUAGCGUUCUGGCGCAUCGUGGAUAGAAUAUAUCCCCUUUGAAAUGAAAACCGCCCUGUGAGGAAAACCAACAGGUGCAAUUAC
Boeremia exigua is the source of this 1634-nucleotide messenger RNA. RefSeq lists its product as uncharacterized. The transcript has a single exon. The record is from RefSeq and is a predicted model, not a curated record. NCBI's taxonomy places the organism in Eukaryota, Fungi, Ascomycota, Dothideomycetes, Pleosporales, Didymellaceae. The coding region runs from base 353 to 1492 and encodes 379 amino acids.